AUCGGCACUGCAGUCAUGGACAGUAAUCCCUGUCCUCCUGGAGUUUGUUGCCUGGAUCAUUACUACUUCAAAAGAGAAAGAGGUUUCAUCUUGGACUGUAUGGCUGUCUCUAGCAGCUCCUUGAUGAACGGAAAAAUCAACCCCAAGUUGUGCGACGCCAUCCCGCCCUACAACGCCCAGAAUGACCCUUACAGCAAGCACGCUUUCGAGACCAAGUUUAUGAGGAAGCUUCUCAAGAGGACUGAUCAGGAUCGUGGUGGGACAUCAAACCAUGGCUGGCUUGUGGACUAUUUUUACAAAAAUGGACCUGCUCAAAAAUAUCUUACCAGUAGAAAUGCAUAUGGAGCAGGUCACUCAUAUGACCAAGUAAUCGGCCACCGGGGAUACCUAUCAGACAUCAAACCCAUUGUUGGAUAUAAUGGAAGGUUUGGUUACAGACGGAAUACUCCCAGCCUGAGAGAAAAGCCUUCCAUUUUUGGAGAAGUCUCCAAACUCCCAUUGCACUAGUGUGCAUGGGCUCCCCCUCCCCACCCCACAAGGAUGGAGUCCUCAGAGAACUGAGAAGCCAGAAGAACAUCAGUUUCUGCAUUUUAAAUGCGUUUUGAGGAUGUUACCUCUUCUGAAGAGCUGAAUUAAAUGUGAUGAGCCAGGAAGAGUGUGACAGGUUCAACAAAAUAGCGUAUGCUAUUAAAUUGUUCCGAAAAUAAGAAGUAGAUGCUUCACUAAAGCAUUUGUGGAAAGGCAGUAUUUUUAAAAAUAUUCACUUAAACUGGCAAUUAGGCCUGUGGGUUUCUUCAUGUGGUAUCCCUGGGUGGAACAUACACACAGUGGCCAUUUUAUUAGGUACAGGAGUGGAACCUGGCAUGGUUUUCUGCUGAUGUAGC
Mobula hypostoma (lesser devil ray) is the source of this 884-nucleotide messenger RNA. Its product is annotated as sperm microtubule associated protein 1-like. The coding region runs from base 16 to 507 and encodes 163 amino acids. The record is from RefSeq and is a predicted model, not a curated record. Lineage: Eukaryota; Metazoa; Chordata; Chondrichthyes; Myliobatiformes; Myliobatidae. The transcript has 3 exons.